Cladocopium goreaui is the source of this 699-nucleotide messenger RNA. The record is from the annotation of a GenBank genome assembly. NCBI's taxonomy places the organism in Eukaryota, Dinophyceae, Suessiales, Symbiodiniaceae.
AUGGCCAUGGGCGUAUACCAGGUGGACGACGACGACGACUACCAGGUGGACGCGGAGAACUUCUUGAUCUUUCCAGGGCGGCCGAGACCGAAAAGGGUAGCGGCACCAGAGAAGGUACUUCAGUACACCACCCUUGGAAUUGGGUACACGCAGAUCUCCAGAGACAUGCUGAAGCUUUCGAAAGAGAAAAAACUUUGUGAGGAGGUCUUCGAAGACGAAGACCAAAAGGAUCUAGAUCACCUGGUGGUCAACAGAGGAUCAGGAGGAGAGAUCUUUGGACCCAGUGGCAAGACCAAAAAGUUCGAGAUCACCACAGUGGUCACCACAACGGAGAAGCCCUUUGGCAAGAUCGAGAUCACCACCAUGGAGGAGCUCUUUCAGCUCUUUGGCCCCCUUGGCAAGACAGAAAAGUUCGAGAUCACCAUCACCACAGUGGUCACCACAACAGCCACAACGGAGAAGCCCUUUGGCAAGAUCGAGAUCACCACAAUGGAGGAGCUCUUUGGCCUGGCCGCCUGGCCCGCCCCCUUGGCAAGACCGAAAAGGUCGGGGUCGCAGACGGUCGCAGCGACAGCGACAUGGGAGCUCUUUGGCGGCGGGACGGCAGAUGCUGAUGCUGCCAUGGGUCCUUCUGCCGCUGAUCCCCCACCAUCUGCAGCUGCGGAAGCAUCCGAUGGGCCAGCAUCAGAGAUGAAAGAG